This is a messenger RNA of Colletotrichum truncatum, 867 nucleotides long. The record is from RefSeq and is a predicted model, not a curated record. Lineage: Eukaryota; Fungi; Ascomycota; Sordariomycetes; Glomerellales; Glomerellaceae.
AUGAGCCUGAACUACUCCAACCAAGAAACGAGUGUCACCGUUGGCGAGAGUGUCCGCGACGAAGAUGUCUUUAUCCUGCAAUCGAGCGAACCCGGAAACGUCAACGAUGGACUCAUGGAGCUUCUGAUCAUGAUCCACGCCUGCAGAACCGCUUCUGCCCGCCGAAUCACUGCCGUUAUUCCAUGCUUCCCUUAUGCUAGACAGGACAAGAAGGAUAAGAGCCGUGCUCCGAUCAGCGCGAAAUUGGUUGCAAACAUGCUCCAAGUUUCGGGAUGCAACCACGUCAUCACGAUGGAUCUCCACGCCUCACAGAUCCAAGGUUUCUUCAACAUCCCCGUCGAUAACUUGUAUGCCGAGCCUAGCGUGCUGCAGUGGAUCAAGCAGAACAUGAGCGUCGAGGACACCGUCAUCGUCUCUCCCGAUGCCGGCGGUGCCAAGCGAGCCACAGGUAUUGCCGAUCGCCUUGAGACGGGCUUCGCCCUCAUUCACAAGGAGCGUCCUCGCCCCAACGUUGUCGGUCGCAUGAUUCUCGUCGGAGAUGUCAGAGACAAGAUUGCUAUUCUCGUCGACGACAUGGCUGACACCUGCGGCACCCUCGCCAAGGCCGCUGAGACUCUCAACAACGCUGGUGCCCGUGAAGUCAUUGCCAUCGUUACCCACGGUGUCCUGAGUGGCAACGCCGUCGAGACACUGAACAACAGCUGCUUGUCUCGUAUCGUAGUUACCAACACCGUUCCUCUGGGCGACAAGAUUGAACGCUGCCCCAAGCUGCGCGUCAUCGAUAUCAGCCAGGUUCUGGGUGAGGCCAUUCGCCGAACUCACAACGGUGAGAGCGUCAGCUACCUCUUUAACCACGUGCCUGUGUAG